This is a messenger RNA of Eremothecium gossypii ATCC 10895, 2700 nucleotides long. It is a transcript of the gene FAR11, whose product is annotated as Far11p. Gene Ontology annotation, cellular component: cytosol. The coding region runs from base 1 to 2700 and encodes 899 amino acids. Lineage: Eukaryota; Fungi; Ascomycota; Saccharomycetes; Saccharomycetales; Saccharomycetaceae. Gene Ontology annotation, biological process: cytoskeleton organization. The transcript has a single exon. The record is from RefSeq and is marked provisional.
AUGCCUGAAGUCGGUAGGCCAAGCUCACCACUGAUACGGUCGCUGUCGCCGCAGGACUACGUGAAGAAGAAGCAACAGAACAAGAAGGCGGGUUUCAAGUAUGGCGAGGAGGGCGGCGGAUACGAGCUGGAGGGCGGUGGGUCGGAGGCGACGCUACUGCAGGACCUGGACAUGCUCCUGCACCGGAAGUUACAGCUCAACAACUUGACGUUCGAAGGGUCGCCGGAGGCCGCUAACAAUGCAAGCGCGGUGGAGGAGGACGAAGAAUUCACGAACGUGGAUGAGAUUGACGGGCCGAUCUCGCCAUCCGCGUGCAAGGCGGUGGAGCUCCCCGGCGCGGCGCCGGUGUGCCUGUCGCCAAUCGGGCCGAAGGCCAUGCGCAGCGAGCCACCGGAACCCGAGGACGCCAACAUGCCGGUGGACGCGGAGUACAAGGAGCAGCUCGAUCGGCGGGCCGAGGAGAUAUCCGCGGGGCUGACGUUCCAUGCGAUGUCGAAGCCCACGCUCGACUGGUCGCUGCGGGCGUUCUACGGGCUUGGCGACGAAUUGAGCGAGUGGUUUGACCUGAAGGACUACCUGCUGUUGCAGCAGGCCGAGUCUGUGUUCAAGAAGCGGUUUGACCCGUCGCUCUUUGCGCGCGAGGCUCCCUACCAGACGCAAUGCGUGGCCCAGCUUCGGCACGAGCUCGCGAGCGACAGCCUUGCCGCUACAACGCUACAGGCAUUGUGCUACAUUGCCUUUGGCACCCCGAGCGAGGCGACCAGUGUGGAGGCCCACUUGGCCAGUAUACGAUGUAAUUGCCGCCUGCUUGCCCUGGAAAUGCUCUCCACAAUAUUGGCGACGUUCAAGCGGCACGCGGUACUAUGCCGGGAUGAAGAGACUAAUUUGGCUGCGUACAACGCCCUCUUUCUACAGUCCUCCACACUUCUUUACGUCAUAACAUGUGUUUGUUUGGACAUGCGUGACUCCGACGAAGAGCUGGUCGACAAGGUCGUGGCGUCUGUCCAUGAAGCAGAGCUUGUCGAAUUCAUCACGAAAUAUAUUGAGCGCUGGCGUUGGCAUAGCAGACUCUGUAUGCGAAUCCGAAGUAUGAUUAUGUUGUUGUUCAAGUUGCUAACGUUGCAAUUUGGAGAUGAGUCGCAUUACCGCAUGACUAAAGCAUACAUUAAUGACCUACAUGGUAUAAAAACCUACGAUAGCGAGCCAGAAAAAUUGACGGUUUCUCCACUUGACUAUGAGGCCUUCCGCAUUGACAUCAAGGCGCGCUUUCCCGUAGUCGAGGGGUUGAACUCCAAAAUACCUAAGCAUUUUGACAAUCGCAACUCUCUGUCCCAGUUCCUCGAAAUUCCAAGGCCUAAGGCACACACCGCCUUAAAAAUGACACUACCCGAGCCGCAACUGCACAUUGCGACCCCGGCUCCUUCUCCUCCGGGAUCUCCUGUGUCGCCUUAUACACCAAAGGCUCGCAAGUCUUUCCAGACAAAUCUAUGCUACCCUUCACUAUAUCCUUCUGAUGAUGAAGGCAAUACUGACGAUCUGGAUAGCAGAAUGCAACUCUUAAACGAACCAGAUAAUGAUAACAUAAUCCCCUAUAAUAUCCAAGAGGCCAUAGAUAUUCUAUCAAAAAACGUUGAGGUCAAGCUCUCGGUGAAACAAAUGUGGCACGAGCGCAGUCUCUUUAUGAUGCAGGAGCGUGGUUGGAAAGAACCAGAAAAGCCGCCCGUAGAUCCAUACGACUACUAUCAGGUCGCAGACAGUUCCCCGUGCAUCAGGACCAUGCGCCACGUCGAAAGCUACUACAGGAACUGUCUCCCCAGCCUCAAUUCGUUGGUUUAUGUUCUUUUACAAACGAUAGAGUCAAACUUGAGCAACCACGAAUACUUCCUCAAGGAUUUCCCCAAAGAUAUGUCGGCGGAGGUGUUGACACCGCAGUUGGAAAUCAGCAGGGCCAAAGAAAUCCUCUUGCGGUCUUCUAGCGGCAUCCUAUUCACUUUACUCCGCUGGUUCAAGCUGAGCCACAUUUUAAAAUUCGAAUAUCUUGCGUCCCUGAUAUACGAUUCAAAAUUCAGCGACAUUUUCAUUCCGUUGUUUUCCAAAUUCACCUUCAACUACACCGAGAGGAUUUAUAAGAAAACUGUCGCAGUGAACCACUCCUUCCUUGAAGAAUGCAGCAAAAGCAACACCUCGUACCAAACCUCCUACGGCAAGCUCCUCGUCGAGGACGGCGGCCAGGAAGAACAGAUAAACAUCCGCAUGAUAUCCUCCGAGGUGUACAUGCUCGAGAUCCUCUCUAGGGUGAUCGGCAAGAAAACUUAUAGAUUAAAAGAGUUGCCCCUAGGCAUUGGUACGCUUUUCAAUAAGCUCUACCAGAUAUUCAACCUGGAUAUCUACCACCCCAUUCUACGCAUUGUACGCGAGCUCACGCCCUUCAAGAAUAAGCGCUGGAAGUCCGAACACGUGGAGCUCAUCUCAGGCGUCUACCUCUAUGAGAAGCUCUCGCUAGCGGACAACUGGGUCACUGGAAAGGAUAUCUCCGGCGAAAUGCAUGAUGCCUAUGGACAUGAAAUUGCUUUACGGGCAAUGCUACAAUUCUAUAACUUCACUCACUACAAGCAGCCCAUGGAGCAGUGUGGUUACACUGAGAAACCAAACAAGUCUUUUUUCAGCAAGGAGUCAGAGAUACUGACCUCUAACUAUUGA